AUGCAGCGCUCUACUCGCAUCAUUCCCUCGUCCCGUCGCUUCCUCUCGGUCCCGCCCACGGGCCGCCCCGUCGCGACCGACAAGACGACCAACGUGCCUCUCGGCAGGCAGACCGCGGCCGGCUACGGCGGCACGAGCGGGCCCAUCCCGCAGGCCGGCGGCGUGCCCCCUCCGCAGCCUCCCAAGAAGUCCAACGUCGGCUUCAUCGUCGGUGGCCUCGCCCUCGUCGGCGGCGCCGCCGCCUACUACAUGACGCUCGACGACCCGAAGCACGAGGCGGCCAACGACCUGUCCAAGCUCAAGCGCGGCGCCGAGCGCGAGAUCCACGACCUGCGCUCGGGCGGCGCGCGCUCGACCUCGGAGCCUCUGGGCCCGAACGUCGCCGACCCGGCAUCGCGCGAGGCGACCCGUCUCGCCGACAACGCUCGGUACGGCGCCGAGCAGGCCAAGGACACGCUCAAGGACGGCGCGCACUCGAUCGCCAACGCCGGCCGGGACGCCGUCGACGAGGUCAAGCACUGGGGCGACAAGCUCGCCGGCGACGCCAAGUCGACGGCCGACCGCGCCCGCAACGCCGCCGACCGCGCCACGACGCCGUCGCUCACCGACCGUGUGCGCAACGCGGCCGACCGCGCCACGCCGUCGUCGUCGUCGGCCGGCCACGGCUUCACCGACGAGGUGCACCGGUGGAGCGACGCGCUGCGCUCGGGCCCGAGCGAGCGCCAGGCGUGGAAGCCGACGCUCGACGAGCUCAAGCGCUACGGCGAGAGCCUCAAGGGCCCCGACCGCGAGUUUGGCUUCCAGCAGCUCGAGAAGACGUUCAACAGCAACGGCAUCAACACGUCGGUCGGCGGCAACCCGUACCUCGACUGGGUCGGACCGGGCCUGUCGCUCCGCCGCAGCACCAUGGAGCGCAAGCUGCGCGACCUCGAGCACGAGACCAAGUCGAGCCUCGACAACGCCGCCGACUCGAUCAAGGGCGAGUACAACCGCGCCAAGUCGGCCGUGUCGAACGCUGCCGACGACGUCAAGUCGGAGACUCGCAGCUGGGUCAACUGGGGCUCGAGCAAGGCCGAGGAGGCCAAGGACAAGACGGCGGCAGAGCUCGACCGCGCGCAGCGGGCGGCGAGUGACAAGGCCUCGUCGUGGUCGUCGUGGACGUCGGCCAAGGCGGACAACGCUGCGGCGUCGCUGUCGACGGCGGCGGCCAACGCCGAGCAGACGGCGGACGAGGCGGCGCGCAAGGUCGAGGCCGAGGGCAAGAGCUGGUGGAACUGGUCGUCGGCCAAGGCCGAGGACGCCAAGGACGGGCUCAAGGAGGGCCUGCUCAAGGCGGAGCGCGGUAUCGAGAAGGGGGCGCAGCAGGCGCAGCACGAGACGAAGAAGCUCUGAGCGAGGGCGACCCUGUCCGUUGUGUAGUCCAACCGUUAGUGUGCAAAGGCAGUGCUCAGCCCGCCUC
Rhodotorula graminis WP1 is the source of this 1459-nucleotide messenger RNA. RefSeq lists its product as uncharacterized. The record is from RefSeq and is a predicted model, not a curated record. The coding region runs from base 1 to 1392 and encodes 463 amino acids. The transcript has 6 exons. Lineage: Eukaryota; Fungi; Basidiomycota; Microbotryomycetes; Sporidiobolales; Sporidiobolaceae.